UUCCUCUUUCGUUUCUUCUCCUCUUGGCGUUGUCUCUCGUCAUGGUCUGAGGUCCAUCAUUCUGAACCAGGGAAUAUCGUUCGCUGACUGGGAUCACAUCGCGGACUCGAAACCCAUCAGGCCGUCCCAGUGCGCUCUCGCAAUUAGAAUCUGACGCAUCCUUCAUCUCCUCUCCCCCUGUGUCGACAUGCCGUAUAACACCACGGCAAUCCCUCCUCGCAAGGAGGUGACAGGGCAGCCCGCCCUUCCGCUCGCCAGAGUCAAGAAGAUCAUCGCACAAGAUCCGGACAUUGGUAUCUGUUCCAACAACGCAGCCUUUAUCAUUACCAUGGCAAGUGAAAUGUUCAUCCAGCACCUUGCAAGUGAAGCCCAGAACAUGGCCAAGCUAGACCGCAAGCCGAGGAAGAACAUACAAUAUAAGGAUCUAGCCAAUGCCGUCGCGCACCACGACAACCUCGAAUUCCUCGAGGACACCAUUCCCAAGACGGUCCCCUACAAGGAUAUAAAGUACCAAGCCGGGGCCACGCGGGCCCGGAUUCAGCGCGACAGCGUCGACGCCGCAGCGGGUACCUUGGCGGCGGCGGCGACGACCACGACGACGACGAACGGUACUUCUGGCAAGAAGCGCAGGUCCUCACCGCUGACCACGGCAGUAACCACCAACGGCGUCCACGGCCACGCGUCUUCGGCGGCGGGCGAGCCAGGCGCGCAGCUCGAGGCAGGAACGAUGCAAGCGUCUGAUGCGGAUGGGGAUGGGGACGUCAGUAUGACCGGCUAGAAGCCGGGACCCCCCUGGUGCGUGUAGGCGUUGGAAAUUAUACGUAGGGCGCCGCUUGGUUGUGUAUACUAAAGGAGCAAUGCUGGGCAUAGGCAAAGUAACGACUGAAUAUCAUGAUGAG
Molecule: messenger RNA, 899 nt
Organism: Sodiomyces alkalinus F11
Lineage: Eukaryota; Fungi; Ascomycota; Sordariomycetes; Glomerellales; Plectosphaerellaceae
Product: histone-fold-containing protein
Exons: 4
Coding region: 188-778 (196 amino acids)
Cellular component (GO): nucleus; CHRAC
Molecular function (GO): protein heterodimerization activity
Source: RefSeq, a predicted model, not a curated record